UAGAGAAACUAUGUAAAAGAGUAAUCUUUGACGUACAAUGUAGGUCACACUACCUGUUGACUUUUGAAUCAGGUAAACCAAUUACCUUCUGAAUAUUUAUUUUAUCGAAUAAAACUUAAUAAUGAUUAAAGCUAAAAUAAAAUACGUCAAAUAACAUGUUAAUCCUCUUUUUUAAUUAAAAAAUGAUACGGAGAGUGAUAUUGUGUACAUAUUCUUAAAUGAACCUCGUAAAUUACUUUUGGCCAUACUCCAUGUGAUUUAGUGGCUAAAUAUAGACGAUAUGUAUUCCCAACUUUUAAAAAGAAAGUAGAAUUUAGUCAUGGCUGAAUCUCUAACACAGGAGGAGGCCUCAAAGUCGCCCAAACUGCUUGUGGCUGCUAUAGAUUUUGGAACUGUAUACUCAGGUUAUGCAUACUCAUUCAAAUAUGAAUGGAUCAAGGUAAAGAUAAACAACUGGGGUGGUGGCGAAAAUCUUUCUUAUAAGACUCCCAGUGUUCUUCUUCUCAACCCAGACCAGUCCUUUAAUUCGUUUGGGUAUCAAGCAGAACGAAAGUAUGCAGAAUUAGCAGAAAAUGGGAGUGAGUGCAAGAAAUACUUCUACUUUCAACGUUUUAAGAUGAUACUGCGGACAUCUCUGGAAAAGAGAGUUCAUAGGAAAACCCAGUGCGUUGCAGACAAUGGAUUACAAAUGGAUGCCAUCAAAAUUUUUACGCAUUGUAUCAACCACAUGAAAGAGCACCUUUUAAAAGCGUUGGAAUACAUACAAAAAGACAAAAUUACCGUAGACGAUAUAUAUUUUGUUUUGACAGUUCCAGCAAUUUGGGAUGAUACAGCAAAGAUGUUUAUGAGGGAAGCUGCAGUCAAGGCAGGAAUUAAAAGCAACCAACUCUCAAUCGCCUUGGAACCCGAAGCAGCAUCCAUUUAUUGUCAGUUGACACACUUGGAAUCAACCGACAAAAGCAGAAUGUUUCAGCCGGAAAAUGAACUUGGUGCUAAAUACAUGGUCCUUGAUCUUGGCGGAGGAACAGCUGAUAUAACAAUUCAUCAGUUAAAACAAGACGGUACCAUUGCGGAACUCGUUCCGGCAAGCGGAGGCAGUUGGGGAGGAACGUGCAUCGAUAAAGCCUUCAAUGAAUUUCUUACAAACCUUUUUGGAGAAUCAGUAAUGAACAUGUUUUAUACUGAUUCCGAAUACGUUGAAGAUUGUCUAGACUUUUGGAAAGAUUUUGAAUUCAAGAAAAGGGCAUUUGAAGUAAAUACAAAAAAUGAAAUUGUAACUGGACCAAAAUUUGCCAUUAGAAUUCCAGUUGCGAUUAAGGAAAUUGAAGAAAAGCAGAGUAAUUCUAAAGGGAAAUCUAUAGACUUUGUUAUUAACAGUGUCAUUGCCAGAUCGUCCUACAGGAGUGUAUUAACAUUUGAAAACGGUAUAUUACUCAUGGAAGCUUCCUUUUUUGUUCAGAUGUUUGUUCCAACAAUUGAUUUACUUGUCAACCACCUAAAACAGCUUUACAAGGACAUCGGGGGGGAUUUAAAAGUAAUUUUAAUGGUUGGGGGGUUUUCGGAAAGCAGCGUUAUCCAAGAUGCUAUCAAGAAAGAGUUCGAAGGAAAAUGCAGAGUGGUUGUUCCUAACCAAGCAGGUCUUGCUGUUGUCAAAGGAGCAGUUUACUUUGGUCAUCAACCACAUCUGAUAUCCGAACGAGUCUCCAGGUACACCUAUGGAAUUCAAUCAUGGCCGGCAUUCAAUGAGACUAAACAUGUCAAAUCAAAACGAAUCGUAAUGGACGAUGGACCAAGAUGCAAAGACGUAUUUUUCAAAUUCGUAACCAAAGGAGAAAAAAUAAAGCCAGGAGACAAGAAGUCUUACAUAUUUAAAUCUCUGAGACCAAAUGCAAAGACGCUCGAUUGUGGGGUCUUUAUUUCAAAUGAAAAAGAUCCAAAGUAUGUUGACGAUAAAGGUUGUACAAAGCUUGGGACAUUGAACAUUCCACUUGAUGGGGUCGACAGAAAUGUCGAUAUAGAAGAGUCUUUGAUAUUUGGGGACACAGAGCUCCACGUGACUGCUUGCAACUGUACAAAUAAGAUUGAAUACAAAGUUACGUUUGACCUGCUUUCCGAAGAUAUCAAUUUACCCUGAAAAGUGAAUGAAGAUUAUCAAAGGCAAACUGGAACUAUUAUGGUUUUAUAAAAAAAG
Molecule: messenger RNA, 2191 nt
Organism: Magallana angulata
Lineage: Eukaryota; Metazoa; Mollusca; Bivalvia; Ostreida; Ostreidae
Product: heat shock 70 kDa protein 12A-like
Exons: 4
Coding region: 320-2134 (604 amino acids)
Molecular function (GO): ATP-dependent protein folding chaperone; ATP binding
Source: RefSeq, a predicted model, not a curated record